Vitis vinifera (wine grape) is the source of this 543-nucleotide messenger RNA. Its product is annotated as transcriptional regulator SUPERMAN. Lineage: Eukaryota; Viridiplantae; Streptophyta; Magnoliopsida; Vitales; Vitaceae. Bases 1 to 543 code for a protein of 180 amino acids. The transcript has a single exon. The record is from RefSeq and is a predicted model, not a curated record.
AUGGAGAAGAAUCCUUUGACUUUGAGCAGUGGCCAAGUCAAAGCCACGAGGGAGUGUAACAGGUUGAUCAGCUCAGAAUAUGGUGCUUCACGGCCUCCAAAAUCCUAUCCAUGUAGCUUCUGCAGGAGAGAAUUCAGUUCCGCUCAAGCUCUUGGGGGUCAUAUGAAUGUUCACAGAAGAGAUAGAGCCUGGUUGAGACACUCACUCCCUUGGGCUUCUCAGUAUAAUAACCCUAACCCUAGUUUCUCAUCACCACAUUCAGCUAAAUUCCUGCAGUUCAAUCUCGCUGUUCCCUCACUUCCUCCAUCUUUCUCUGCUUUCUCUUCAUCACCAUCCUCAGCCUCUACUGAUGAAGAGAAUUAUGGAGAUACCAAGGAGGAGGAGAAGAAGAGCAGCAAAAGAGCUUUUGUUGGGCUUGGAAAAGUAGAGAGUUUCAUGCAAGAAGAUGAGGUUAAAAUUUUGAAAAGGGAGAAGGGUAUUAGGUCAGAUCCAAAGGAGAAUUUGGACUUGGAGCUCCGACUUGGGUACUCCAAUAAUAAUUAG